GCACGUCACAUCAAUGAUAUCAUGUCACCGAUAUCAUGUCGCCCAGGGAGCCAUACAAGCUAGAACCGUCACUGUGUUUAGGGAUAUGUAUUACCAAUCAUGUGUUUAGGAAUAGGGGCUGUCAAUAGUGGGCUUAGCGCACGGGGUAGGUUAAAGUUCACAGCGCGCAUACGGAGAGUUGAGGUUUGUUGCAGUCUAAAAUCUAUCCAUUCCAGAGCAGGAUACAUCGCUGGCCCAGUUCAAUAUAUUCUUUCGCUGUGGAUUCUGGGAGUUGAAGACACUGUCCAAGCUUGUUGUAGCCUUCCGAGUGUUGACAGAAGACACACUGCUGUUCCCAUUUUCUAACCUCACACGGGUAGCGACACCAUGUCCAGCCGAGGAGGGAAAAAGAAGGCCACCAAGAUGUCCAGGUCGACGAAGGCCGGAGUCAUCUUCCCCGUGGGGCGAAUGCUGCGCUACAUCAAGAAGGGUCUGCCCAAGUACAGGGUCGGUGUGGGUGCCCCAGUCUACAUGGCCGCUGUUCUGGAGUACCUCACUGCUGAAAUCCUGGAGCUGGCGGGCAACGCAGCCAGGGACAAUAAGAAAGGACGUGUCACACCACGACACAUCCUUCUAGCCAUCGCCAACGACGAGGAGCUCAACCAGCUGCUGAAAGGUGUGACCAUCGCAGCAGGCGGAGUCUUACCUAACAUCCACCCUGAGCUGCUAGCUAAGAAGAGGGGGUCAAAGGGCAAGCUGGAGGCUGUCAUCACGCCUCCUCCCGCCAUCAAGAAAUCCAAGAUGUCUGCCUCCAAGAAAUCAGCCAAAAAGGCAGCUGCAGGGAAAAGAGCCAAAGCUAAGCAGAAACAGGGAGAGGUGAGCAAAGCUGCCUCGGCAGACAGCACCACGGAAGGAACACCUACGGACGGAUUCACUGUCCUCUCCACCAAGAGUCUUUUCCUGGGUCAGAAGCUAAACCUGGUUCACAGUGAGGUCAGUAACCUGGCUGGCUUUGACGUGGAGGGGGUCAUCAACCCCACCAAUGCAGACAUUGACCUUAAAGAUGAUCUAGGUGGUGCUCUGGAGAAGAAGGGAGGGGAGGAGUUUGUGGACGCCAUGUUGGAGUUACGGAAGAAGAACGGUCCCCUGGAAGUGGCUGGAGCGGUGCUGUCCUCUGGCUAUGGGCUUCCUGCCAAGUUCGUGAUCCACUGCAACAGUCCAGGCUGGGGUUCGGAGAAGUGUGAGGAGCUGCUGGACCAGACCGUGAAGAACUGCCUGGUCCUGGCUGACGAGAAGAAGCUCAAGUCUGUGGCCUUCCCUUCCAUUGGCAGUGGAAGGAAUGGCUUCCCGAAGCAGACGGCUGCCCAGCUCAUUCUAAAAGCCAUCUCCAGCUACUUUGUUGCCACCAUGUCGUCUUCCAUCAAGACGGUCUACUUCGUGCUGUUCGACAGCGAGAGCAUAGGGAUCUAUGUGCAGGAGAUGGCCAAGCUUGAGUCAAACUAAGCCCCCCCCCCCCCCCCCCCACCCAAUUGCAUUACUACAGGCGUGUUUAGAAUUUUAUUUAGACAGAAAAAUGAAAGAUGUUUACCGGUGAUUUUUGUAAAAAAAAAAAAAGAGAAGAAAAAAACAAAAAAAAAACACUUUAUUGAGAGGAAGUGAUUUCCGUUCUGUUUUAUUUGUUGAGAUGAAUCGUUGGAGUUCAGAUAGUAAUGUGUCCCUGGUGGUGUCAGACUUGGGUCCUGCUCAGAAGGGUGAAACGUUCUGAAUGUUGUCUUCUUCUCUUCUCUUCUCUUCUCUCUCGAUUCCCUAAUUGUACGUGACACCGUCUCUUGUUCUGUUGCGUUUCCGCUGAGCAAGGCCCUGGGCCAAUCAGGAUGGUGGUACUUAAGUUCCUUGUGCUAAAACUGAAAAGGUUGCAUUCCAAGUGUUGCAGUACUGUGGGUUUUUUUUUGUCUCAAUUUGUCUUUUUUUUUUAAAACUUGGAACAUUAACCUUUUUAUGUUUAUGAUGUAUUAUCAGUGAUGUACUAGAUGGAGUGAAAUGUUUUAGUAAAAUAUUAGACAGUGACCAGGUUUUCCUUCUUCUUUUUCCUUAAAAAAAAACAAAAAACAAAAAACAGGUUUUGUUUUUAUUCUGAUUUUCACUUUGCCAACUCUAAAAGAAACGUAUUUGAAAAGAAAAGUGAUUUGUGUUUUUAUUCAGUUAUAAAGCUAUUUUGUUUUGAAGAGUUGAAAGAAGUUGUACAGGCUUUGGCUCACAGGCAAUUAGUCCCCUCUCUGCUUAUAGGUAAUUAGUCCUCUCUCUGCUUAUAGGCAAUUAGUCCCCUCUCUGCUUAUAGGUAAUUAGUCCCCUCUCUGCUUAUAGGCAAUUAGUCCCCUCUCUGCUUAUAGGCAAUUAGUCCUCUCUCUGCUCACAGGCAAUUAGUCCCCUCUCUGCUUAUAGGCAAUUAGUCCUCUCUCUGCUCACAGGCAAUUAGUCCCCUCUCUGCUUAUAGGCAAUUAGUCCCCUCUCUGCUUAUAGGUAAUUAGUCCUCUCUUUGCUUAUAGGCAAUUAGUCCCCUCUCUGCUUAUAGGCAAUUAGUCCCCUCUCUGCUCACAGGCAAUUAGUCCUCUCUCUGCUCACAGGCAAUUAGUCCCCUCUCUGCUUAUAGGCAAUUAGUCCUCUCUCUGCUCACAGGCAAUUAGUCCCCUCUGCUCAUAGGUAAUUAGUCCCCUCUCUGCUUAUAGGCAAUUAGUCCUCUCUCUGCUCAAAGGCAAUUAGUCCCCUCUCUGCUCACAGGCAAUUAGUCCCCUCUCUGCUCAUAGGCAAUUAGUCCCCUUUCUGCUUAUAGGCAAUUAGUCCCCUCUCUGCUCACAGGCAAUUAGUCCCCUCUCUGCUCACAGGCAAUUAGUCCCCUCUCUGCUUAUAGGCAAUUAGUCCCCUCUCUGCUCACAGGCAAUUAGUCCCCUCUCUGCUUAUAGGCAAUUAGUCCCCUCUGCUCACAGGCAAUUAGUCCCCUCUGCUCACAGGCAAUUAGUCCCCUCUCUGCUUAUAGGCAAUUAGUCCUCUCUCUGCUUAUAGGCAAUUAGUCCCCUCUGCUCACAGGCAAUUAGUCAUCUCUCUGCUUAUAGGCAAUUAGUCCCCUCUCUGCUCACAGGCAAUUAGUCCCCUCUCUGCUCACAGGCAAUUAGUCCCCUCUCUGCUUAUAGGCAAUUAGUCCCCUCUCACCAGUAGAUGGCUCCCUAUCGUCAGGAGUGAGGUCUUUCACUGAGCCAUUUUGUGCUGGAAAGACCUCUUUUUCAUUAAGAUGUCUAAAAUGAAGUGUCUGAUGGGUGGAUCAGAAUGGAUGUUGCACUAGCUAAUUGCUGUAAGCACUGUGUUUUGGAGUUUUCAAUAUCUUUCUAAUGAUGACUUGAAGAAGAAAAGCCUUCUUAACAUUGCUAAACAUGAGAAUACAGGACUAUCCAAUAAAGUAUAUUGAAAACA
Oncorhynchus mykiss (rainbow trout) is the source of this 3444-nucleotide messenger RNA. RefSeq names its product macroH2A.1 histone (gene macroh2a1). The record is from RefSeq and is a predicted model, not a curated record. Lineage: Eukaryota; Metazoa; Chordata; Actinopteri; Salmoniformes; Salmonidae. Gene Ontology annotation, biological process: nucleosome assembly. Gene Ontology annotation, molecular function: DNA binding; protein heterodimerization activity; structural constituent of chromatin. Gene Ontology annotation, cellular component: nucleosome.